GUAACCGACAUGUACACCUCCUGGUCUGGUUAUUCCCGUAAUUGAUAUCUAUAAAUGGGUUAUUAUCUGGAGUGUGAUAUCGUUUGUCUCAGGAUGGCGUUUGUCGGUUUGACGGUGGGCUAGAAUUGAUUACUGGUGGAUGUGGGUGGAAGAAUGGAGCAAGAAAAAAAAUGAAAUGGAACUACAACGGACAGUACAAACAGAACACAAGUGUAAACAUUUUCUUUACUUUUUACCAACUGAUCGUUAUAUUUGAACGCUUAAUUAUUGCAAAAUGAGACUUCCCUUACGAUUGCCCUUAUCGCCAUUUUAUCCUUAUCACGCUGGGCCUGAUAAUUUGAAGCACAAUAAAUCAAAUCCAAACACAUACUUUCCAAAAUCCUCGGACGUUUCACUAUCGCGUAGAUUAUCAGGCAGCGUGACGCGGCUCGAGUCGAUCAGGGGUUUUUUUUUGUUGUUGGGUGUCGUAACCAUCGGGUGCCGCCAUAUAUAAUGCACCCGUUUGGCUAUCGGGAAGACCAUCCGUCGUCUAACCGUCUCUGCAAAAUGUUCCGUCUUAGCGUUCUGCUGACCAUCUGUCUGGCCGCAACGGCCCUCGGCAACGUACUGUCGCCCGAGUACUACGAAUGGGCCGGCCGUAUCGUUGGUGGCCAGAACGCUGGAACGAACCAGUUCCCGUACCAGGUGUCGCUGCGCUCCUCCGGCAACUCGCACUUCUGCGGUGGCUCGAUCAUUAACAACCGCUACGUGCUGUCGGCUGCUCACUGCACGAUCGGCCGUACCACCGCCAACACCAUCUCGGUGGUCGGUGCUAUCUUCCUGAACGGAGGCGGUAUUGCGCACAGCACUGCCCGCAUCGUCAACCAUCCGAGCUACAACGCCAACACGCUGGCCAACGAUGUGUCGCUGGUGCAGACCGCCACCUUCAUCACGUACACUGCCGCCGUGCAGCCGAUCGCCCUCGGAACGAACUUCGUCACCGGUGGUGGAGCCGUCGCUUCCGGCUGGGGUCAGCUUGGAGCCAACAUCGGUAUCCCGAACCAUCUCCAGUUCCUGAACACCCAGAUCAUCACGCUGGCUGACUGCCGCAACCGUCACACCGCAGCCAACGCUGGCCGCGUCUUCGACUCGACCGUCUGUACGCUGAGCCCGUCCGGCCAGGGCAUGUGCAUGGGUGACUCCGGCGGCCCGCUGGUGCAGGGCGGUGCCCUCCACGGUAUUGUCUCGUGGGGUAUCCCGUGCGGUCUCGGCAUGCCCGACGUGUUCGCUCGCGUCUCGUCCUUCGUCGGCUGGAUCAAUGCCAACGCUGUCGUAGGACUGACCAUCCUGCUAAAGGCAAUCCGUAAGUCAUUGAAAGCCAAGCCCACUAGUGGUACAGUGGCCGUCAGUGGUGAGUCGGCGACUUCGGAUCCGCUCUACCAGCAGUGGAAGGGUCGGAUCGUCGGUGGCACUUACGCACGUGAUGGAGACUUCCCGUAUCAGGCCUCGUUCCGCACGCUGGACGGUAUGCAUAUCUGUGGUGGUGCCGUGCUGAACCAGCAGUGGGUCAUUACGGCCGCUUCGUGCCUGUUUGGCCGUUCGACUGCGGACACGCGCGUCGUGGUGGGAGCCUACCGGCUGAGCCAGGGUGGCUUCAAUCUCGGCCUGCGACGCAUCGUCAUCCAUCCCAACUUUGCAUCGGCCACGCUGGCCAACGACGUUGCGGUGGCUCGUGUGGCACAGCAGAUGGUGCUGAGUGAUGCCGUGCAGGGUGUGCAGCUUGGCUCGUACAACAUUAACGUGGCCUACGGAGCCCUUGUGUCCGGUUGGGGUCGUACCGAGUUCUCCAACCCCCAGUUCCCGGACAACUUGCAGUACAUUGCGGUAAACGUGAUCUCGCAGCUGGAAUGCCGCGCACGGUUCGCUGCACCGUACGAUGCACGGAUCUACGAUUCGACCAUGUGCAGCAGCAGCCCGGUCGGCCAGGGCACGUGCCUCGGAGAUGCGGGCAGUCCAUUGAUCCACGGUGCCGAACUGCACGGCAUCGUUUCGUGGGGCAUUCCGUGCGACGCAGCGCUUCGUACAGCGGAUUGGGAGGGACGUAUUGUCAAUGGUUUGAACGCGGUUUCGGGCCAGUUCCCGUACCAGGUGUCGCUGACAUCGGCGACGUACCAGCACUUCUGCGGCGGUGCCAUCAUCGGCAACCACUGGAUCCUGACGGCAGCCCACUGUCUCACCGGCCGCAAACCGGCGGAAGUGAUCGCCGUGGUCGGUGCGCUGACGAGUGCGCGCGGUGGCUACAACUACGACGUGGAGCAGUUCAUACUGCACCCGAACUUCAACGAGUGGACGCAGCAGAACGAUAUCGCGCUCGUGCGCACCAAGUGGUCGAUCAGCUUCAAUACGGCGGUGUUCCCGGUGAAGAUGGCCCGCACGUACACGCCGGCCAAUCGGGCCGUGCUCGCAUCCGGAUGGGGUUUGACCACGCUGAGCGUACCGAAACCGGCCGACCGGCUGCAGUACGUGGCGCUGCGUACGAUCAGCAACGAGGAUUGCUCGGAGCGGUUCCGCAAGCUGCAGAAUCGUGCCAUCACACCGAGCAUUCUUUGCACGUUCAGCCGCAACGAGCAGGGCACUUGCAUGGGCGAUUCGGGCGGCCCGCUGGUUGAGGAUGGCGAGCUCGUUGGCAUCGUGUCGUGGGGCAUUCCCUGUGCCGUCGGCUAUCCGGAUGUGUAUGUGCGUGUUUCAUCGUUCCGCGCCUGGAUCGGUGCAGUCACCGGAGUGUACUGAGCGAGCGACAGGACAGGCGAAGGCAAGCGCGAUUAAAGCAUGACGACAAAUAAAUCAACGAAUCGUUUCGUUUC
Messenger RNA from Anopheles arabiensis, 2843 nucleotides. RefSeq names its product serine protease 53-like. The transcript is spliced from 7 exons. Gene Ontology annotation, molecular function: serine-type endopeptidase activity. Gene Ontology annotation, biological process: proteolysis. The record is from RefSeq and is a predicted model, not a curated record. The coding region runs from base 493 to 2769 and encodes 758 amino acids. Lineage: Eukaryota; Metazoa; Arthropoda; Insecta; Diptera; Culicidae.